Daphnia magna is the source of this 9899-nucleotide messenger RNA. Its product is annotated as glucose dehydrogenase [FAD, quinone]. NCBI's taxonomy places the organism in Eukaryota, Metazoa, Arthropoda, Branchiopoda, Diplostraca, Daphniidae. The record is from RefSeq and is a predicted model, not a curated record. The transcript has 32 exons. Bases 344 to 2203 code for a protein of 619 amino acids. Gene Ontology annotation, molecular function: oxidoreductase activity, acting on CH-OH group of donors; flavin adenine dinucleotide binding.
GAAAAAUAAAUCUGACAAGGACGAGUUAUGAAAUUUCCCUGAAGUUUCCGCACCCCAUUACUGAUGACCCGAGGGUGCAACCAUAACUAGAGUUAAUGGGUUCUAGAUGUGAGUGUAAAAUGGGGUUAUGGUCGAGGUCGUCUUCUGACUACAGCGUUUGCCGGAUUUCAUGGAAGUCGCCAGUUAACAUUUUGGACUUGUUUUAUUCAUUUUUGCCAUUACCACAUGAGAUUUCAUCUAGAGAAAGCUCACAGUAACUCCUUAGAGUUUAGUGUACGGCAUUCAACGAAACCAUUUUAGUUGUGUUACUUUAAUGUGCAGUAUUUCGAGGUGAGCAAAGUAAAUGGGUCUAUUUGCACCUAUUGCAACGGCCGCAGCCACAACGGCUACAAUAUGGAUUAUUCCCUUCUUGGCAGCAACUCUCUCCUUCUAUGAGUAUGACGACUACGAUCCGGAAGGACACCCUAGGGACGCCAAGGUGAUUUUCAAGAGUUAUGAUUUUAUUGUCAUUGGAGCAGGUUCAGCUGGAGCUGUUGUGGCCAGUCGGCUGACUGAACAACCUGAUUGGAAUCUCCUACUCUUGGAAGCCGGUGGUGAUGAGACAAAUUUGUCUGAUAUUCCUGUUUUGGCUGCGUAUUUGCAACUUUCAGAACUUGAUUGGCAAUACAAAACUGAACCUCAACCCUCAGCUUGCCUUGCAUUUAAUGAUAAAAGAUGUAAUUGGCCACGCGGAAAAGUGAUGGGUGGCUCAUCGGUGCUCAACUACAUGUUGUAUGUUCGAGGUAAUAGACGGGACUAUGACAGUUGGGAGCAAAUGGGCAACUACGGCUGGGGAUACGAUGACGUCUUGCCUUAUUUCAUAAAAUCAGAAGACAAUCGAAAUCCCUAUUUGGCUGAAUCGCAGUACCAUGGAGUCGGUGGUUAUCUAACAAUACAAGAGGCACCGUAUAGGACACCGCUGGCAAUAUCCUUUAUCGAAGGUGGCAUCGAACUUGGUUACGAAAAUCGUGACGGUAACGGAGCCUAUCAAACAGGUUUUAUGAUCGCUCAAGCAACAAUCCGGCGUGGAUCAAGAUGCUCUACUUCGAAGGCUUUCUUGCGCCCAGUGCGGAUGCGGAGGAAUCUUCACAUCGCCAUGAAUUCACACGUGUUGCAAAUCAUGAUCAAUCCCGUAACUCAUCAAGCUUACGGUGUGAAAUUCGAACGCAACGGAAAAAUCUACAUCGUUCACGCCACCAAAGAGGUUGUUGUGUCUGCCGGUUCCGUUAACACGCCGCAACUCCUUAUGCUGAGCGGAAUCGGUCCGGCUGAACAUUUAAAGGAACUUGGAAUUCCAGUCAUUGCCGAUUUACGAGUUGGUGACAAUUUGCAGGAUCACAUCGCAGCCGGUGGCAUGGCUUUUACAGUGGACAAACCAGUUUCCAUGGUCCAGAGCCGCUUCGAAAAUCUAGGAAGCAUCUUACGUUAUGUCAUGAAUGACGAAGGACCAUUUACGGUUCCAGGGGGAGUCGAGGGACUAGCCUGGGUAAACACCAAGUAUGCCAAUCAUAGUGACGAUUGGCCGGACAUCGAAUUCCAUUUCGUGUCCGGAACGCCAGCUGCUGACGGAGGGGCCCAGAUUCGUCAUGUUCAUGGUCUCACGGAUUUCGUUUGGGAGAAUUACUAUGGACCCAUCGCUUUUCACGACACCUGGUCUGUUAUUCCCAUGUUGCUGAGGCCAAGAUCGGUCGGUUACAUCCGCCUCCGUUCCGCUGAUCCCUACGACAAGCCAUUGAUUUUCCCCAAUUACUUAGUUGACGAUUAUGACGUCCGAGUUCUUGUUGAGGGCGUGAAAAUUGGAUUGGCCCUUGGAGAAACGGCAGCCUUCAAGAAAUGGGGCUCAAAGUUCUGGGCGAAACCCUUCCCCGGAUGUGAACAUUUACCUUUGUGGAAAGAUGAUUACUGGGCCUGUUUCGUCCGUCAUUAUUCUGCUACCAUUUAUCAUCCUACGGGGACGGCAAAAAUGGGUCCUAGGAGUGAUCCAACCGCUGUAGUUGAUCCGGAACUGAGGGUCUAUGGGAUACACAACUUGCGAGUGGUUGAUUGCUCAAUCAUGCCGAAUGUGCCAUCCGGCAAUACCAACGCACCAGCGAUUAUGGUUGGAGAAAAAGGCUCUGAUUUGAUCAAAUUGUUUUGGCUGAACUACGCUUCCAUUAAGAAGUAGUCAAUAACAUGUAAAACCAUAUCAUUUUUACCUCCAACCUAGUCUUCAGUCCCGUUAAAUCGGGGACAAACUUUGAUCUGUUAAGUUACACGAAUCAACGAAUGUAUAUUGCCACCCAUUAUUUGACUAUAAAAUGUGGAGAAAGUAUGAACACUUAUUUGCAUUUGAACUAAGCCUAGAGGAGAGGAGUGGGGCUGUUGUGCAACAAAUGAAUUGCCUCUCCUUUUCGUCAAAUGAAAUAAUGCCAAAACACAUGGAUAAAAAAAAAGGCAUUUUCUUUAUAAAUAUAUGUUUAUAUCUGUAUAUUUCAAUUUUUUAUUUUAUAAAAUUUGAAUUUCGAAACGCGUAACCUUAUGUUUAGCUCUAUUUGGCAACAGGGUGCUCUUCAAUUGAAUGGGCACCAUUGUCGUCACCUCUUCAGUCGCCAAAACUCCAUCAAUGGUCAAACUUGCGACAGUAUUACGUGACGCAAUGCUCACGCUGUAAUGUGAUCUUUUGGUAUCUUCUACUUCAAGUAAACAAACAGUGUUUAAUUUGUUUCGCAAUCGUUUACGAUGACUGUGUGUUGCAUUGAUUUGGUGCGAUUCAUUAUUGGUCCCAACAUGUGGUGGAUUGUCUCACGUGUUUUAAUGUUAGGCCCGUCGUCAAUCAAGAUCAAGACCAUUUGAGAAACUUUUUCACCUUGAACUUAAGGCCGCCUCAAGUUAAAGCGAAAAUUAUCAUUCUAUGAGGGUUUGUCUGCUGCAGCCACCGAUUUCAUUCUUUAGUUACCGUAUGGCGUUUUCAGCUGGAACUUGUAACCUGAGAUCUACGACGUCAACCGAAAUAAGCUAGAAAACUGGUUUCAUAUGCAAGUUAAAAAUGAAAUUCUGACAUAGAAUAAAUGCGAAAUUUUCCAUCAAAUGCUUUACCGAUAUGGCGUAAAUAGUACUGCCUAGAUACGGAACCACAACAUUUUUUUGCGCUCGGAAAUUCUUGUUAGUUUGAUUCCAGUCACGCAAACCUGUUUUAACGAAGUUCGUCGAUUUGAUAUACAGAGAGGUCGCUGAACCACCAUGCGCAAUGGAACAAAUCUUGUCUUCUGACUAUCGAUCCCGAUUCGAAGAUUUCUCAGUCGUGUCACGGUUCGUUGCACGAUAAAGUGCUAUGGCAGGUAUUUCGGAUGUAACUGCUAGGCUGAAACCACCACACCAGCCAUGCAAUUUAUUAAAGCUGCAGAUCAUGGGACGGUGUUAUUCCUCAGGUAACCGCCUAAGAAGUAGACGUCAUCCCUGGAUUGUUAUCAGCGAAACCAAAUCCCUCAUUAACGUCGAUAAUGGAUGAGUGGCAAUGGUCUGCAUCUAGUUAGUUCUGUGGCAGAUGCAACAAUGCGACUCACAGCGUCACAGAUCUCCCGACGCCUAGCUCUAUGCUUACCACCUGUUAGCUUAGUUGUGAUUCAACAAUACCUUUCGGUUUAUAUUGUUGAAAACGCCACAUCAACACAUCGGCUCGAUGGUCUAGGGGUAGACACCAUCCUUGUUUUAAACUGAAAUGCUUCUUGUGGCGUGUCCGUAUAGCGGUUAAACUGGACUUAAGAGCUUCUGAAUGAUCUCGAUAUGGUGAACCAUGAGGGAUCUAAUGAGUCCUCAGAUAGUAUACGCGUGCUUUUCAGGCUCGAUGGUCUAGGGGUAUGAUUCUCGCUUAGGGUGCGAGAGGUCCCGGGUUCAAAUCCCGGUCGAGCCCAGUUGUUGUUUUCCCGUCGACGUGCAUCGAAAUGUCAACUGAAUGGCAUCAAUGUCAGACAGUUUUCCGGUAUUUAUGUGCACGGUGCGCUACAGUACAUUUAAACUUGUCAACCACCAAACAAAGUCUUAUUUGAUCCUGGAUGCUAUACGUGAAUAUGAUAACAACCUUCUCCUUACAACAAUAGUAUGAGUAAAACGUCAUCUGUUUAAGCUUCCAAUUGUGAACAAUCAACAGACCAAGACAACAUCCUGUAAGCUUAAUGGAGUCUUGACGCGGCCAAUGCAAGCUGGAAGAGGAAAUGCUAAUCGGAGCGUUAGAAUUGUCGACCAGUUAACAUAGACAAUCAUACUUUAAACAGGAACAUAUUCUUCUGCCUUAGAAGCUGGAUUUCAUAGAUGGAAAAGGCCAAAAAGAACAACUGAUAGCAGAAGGUCAGCAUGAUAGGCUGGUAUGGAGGACAACUUGACUCCAUCAUUAUAUAUAUCUGAUCGGUUGUAACAGAGCCCUGGCAUCGACAUUGCCACCGAAAUUGCGUUCUAUUUGCAGCUGGAUGCAUUAUUAGUCCAUUAAUAGCAUCUUGUGGUGUUUCAUAGUUGCAACGUCAAUGCCGAUCCAGUCCGUUGUUGGUGAACGUGACAAGUAAAGGACGUAGCAACAAAUGCUCAACAAGACACUAGAGACACGGUUUUCAUUUUAUCGUCAAGUGGGAAGCGAAACUGAAAACCCCAACCUCAUGAGCCUUCUCUUUGCGGGCUUUUGAAUAGACUCACGACGUCGCGACUGGAAACCAUGGAUGUUGAUCAUCUUCGAAAGCAAUCUAACGACUGGUGGAAAUCUAAUAUUUGCAUGAAUUUUUGUCUGCAAUUCUUAAAGUUUGUAAAGGAAUGCAUACCAAAAGAAUCGAACCCGAAUGCUCAUUUUAUUUUCGAGUUCGAUGCGAUGUCGCGAGUUAUAACUUUUCGGAAUGAAGCUGGUGAAGCGGGUAAUAGAAAUCUGCUUCCGUCAUGGUAUAUCCAAUCCAUGGAGAAUCCUGUUUAGCUAGAUUUUUACUAACGAAGAAAGAAAAGUUCAACAUUCCUUUGGUAUUAAAUGUUGUGUUAACGCCGUACCUUUAAUAAGUUUAAACAGAAUUGAAACCCAGAAAAUCCGCCGCCAGAAAAUCUUCGUUGUGAAAUGUUCAAGCCGUAAUAAAGAAUUGUCAUGUUUUAAAAUAAUUUAUUAACGUAUCCUUAAAAAAAUAUUUUACAAUGAUAAAAACUAAAACUUAUCUACAGGAACCGAUUUAUACGAACAGAUUUUCCAAUUGGCACUGAAUUCGACCCGAAAUAUCUGUAUCAUUGUUGGGAGUCGAAGCUCUUGAGCGCAGUUUAAAAGUCGAUUGUCUCGGUGUUUGCAGGAAUUUACACGUUGGGCGAUAAGUCUCAUAGAGAUUUCUAGGAUUUUUCGAUUGGGUCAUGGACAGAAUCAAUGGUGACAUUUUUUCGAUUUUAGGGCUUUCACUGUCAGUGAAAGGACUGUCCAUGAACGAAGCGCCUAACGCCAAUGAUUUUGAACGACGCUUGGGUCUCCUAAUGGGCGUUGGUUUCAGAACAAGGAGCUUCUUUUGUAGACCCUCUACCCUUUCCAGCUCCGUCCGUGUUUUUAUCAAUUCUAUAGUCAAUUCUUUCUCCUUCUUUUUUAAGGCCUCAAUCCUAGGCCCGUGCAUUGUAUGUUGGGUUUUCAGCACUGGAAUACGAGAUUUUCCUGAACGCACAAAGUCCGAUGGAUUGGACCUAAAAAUUGCGACACACAAGGAUUAAUUUCGUGGUACAACUGUUUAACUUUGUGGUAUUCAAUUGUUUAAUUGUGUUUACUUAUUUGGCUUUCUAUAUGUACUGCCUGUGAGAACUGGAACUGGCAAGCAGCUUCUACCCAACUUUCCUACUGCAUAAAGAAGUACGAUAUUACAGCAGUUAAAAUAAGAAUAAUUAUGUGUCACACUCUUACUGGGCUUAAUUGGGAAAAUACCGGCAGCUUGGCAAGGCUUGCGUCUGUUCCUCCUUGUCUCCGAUGGAUGGAUUGGUGAUAACCCUGAUGCUUUCUUUUCCGACGACCAUGGCGUCGUUAAAGAAAAUAACAAAAUCAAGCAAGAAGGAUGUUUAACCAUGAAGGAAUGUGAUUGUUACCUGUAUGUUCCAUAGGGUGGUGCUUUCUCAAAAAUCUGGUUACUGGUGUUUUCACCUGGUUUGCUUGCGCCAUUCUAAAAACCAACCAGUUUUGGUAUAAAUUGCAGAACCAUCUACAAAGAUAGCUAUAAAUCAAGCAAAUUACUUACAUUUUUAGAAUAAAAUCUAUUGUUGCUCUAAGCACUUCGACUACUUAAUUUAGCGCUGCUGACGUGCGUGCAAGUUGUCAACACCCUUUUAUACCUCCUGCAACUACACAUUUUGUAAGGAGAGUCAUCAAGGGGUUCUUCGUAUGCUUAUACCCUCAAGUUGGAACAAGGGUCGAGUUGGGAUCAGUCAUUGGCUUAACUCUGAGAAGUUUGGAAUUAUACCAGGCAACCUCGUAAGCAUUAAAUCCUUCCCAGUCGACGGCGACAUUCCACUCAAGCGACCAAGGAUUGUAUUUUGAAUCAAAACGAACCAUUCCGUAGUCUUCUAGUGAUUUGAUUAUUUUGAUUCGAUUUCGAAAUUCAUCUAAUCCACCUUGUUCGGGAAGAUGCACUUCCACUGACAGCUGCCUCACUAGAUCCAUCAUACCUGAUGAGAUGAUUUGAGAUUGUAGUAAAUGGAUUCGAGUGAUUUCAUCGUCCAGUUCAUAUUAGGAUCCUUGUUCCAUCGCUCAUCGCGAUCGCCUAGCCCCAAGUUGUAAAAGUGAAUUUUAGGGCUAUGAUUAUAGUCUUCCAUAUUCAUCGAUGGGUCGAAAGAAAAUACUCGACAUCCCAUCCGUUCUAUGGCUUCGUCGAACGUCCAGUCAUGGCUGAUACCAAAAGAAUAGACCAAACAUUCGUUGUAUAGUUCUGGUCUGAUGAGUGGGUCCAUACAAAUGGCUUUCUGUCCAUCGACGCCAUCUGGAUGGGCAUGUCCUCCAACGUCAUGAGUGAGACGACAUGAUGUGCUGUUGGUCCACUCCACAUACUCUAUCAUUUGCUCUACAGUCAAAUCUUCCACUUUUGUGACAACCCAAUCUAUAGAUAGAAAACUAGAGCAAUCAUUCCCAACAUGCUGGCCGCUGUCCGAAAUGCGAGCUGUUUCCUCAGCUCUACUUCCCUUUUACGACCCAUUUACUCGUCGAUCAUCACAAAGGAAAAUUAAAAUUGCAAGUUUUUGAAAUUGUCCCUUCCGUUGUCGACUCACUUUUGGGAUAGAUAACUAAAGACUGCCUUGCUGGCAGACUCCAUUCUACUCUUCAGUUUUAUCUUUUUGAAUCCAUCGCCCUUGAAAUUUUAUUGGGGGUUUCUUCCUUGCGGCGUAUGGUACUCUCCAAGAACUGAUCACACGCCCCUUUCUACCCAUCGUCCAAAGAUGCCCUUUCGGCCAUUAUGCCAUGUCAGUGGUUAUUUACUUGCCGCUGCAGCAUUGGUUACUCGAACGAGAUUACCCUGUCAGUUUUGACGGAUACAAGCAAUUCCUGUCUCAGCUUUUUUCGAUGUUACGUACAGGAAAAAAAGAAGAUUAAAAAAUGGAUACGUCGGAAAUGUCGUAAUCCAAAUACCCUUCGUAUCCCAAUGGUUGGAGCCAAUCCUGUGAUGAAGGAAUACCGUUAGAGGCGAACCGAACCAUUCCCAGUUCUUCCAUGGCCUGUGUACACGGUGGCCAGCUGGCGAAUGUUCGCGAGCAUGCCCGUUUGCACAAUGUCUGGAACAACGCGCAAAUUUCCAUCCUCCAGAUCAUACUUGAGUUUUGAAGCUCAGUCCGUAGUUGUAAACGUGAAUUUUAUCUGAUCGGUUGUAACUGAGCCCUGCCAUCGGAUCGAAUGCAUAUACUUGGCAUCCAUAGCGAGCCAUUUCUUCGUCAAACGUCCACUCGUGAUUGACGCCGAAUGAGUAAACAAGACAAUUCUCCGGUUCCAGACCGACUUGCGGAUCCAAACACACAGAUUUCCUACCGUCGACAUUGCCACCGAAAUCGCGUUCUAAUUUGCAGCUGGAUGCAUUAUUAGUCCAUUGGAUGUAUUGUAGCAUCUCGUGAUGUUUCAUAGUUGCAACGUCAAUGCCGUUCCAGUCUGUUGUUGGUGAACGUGACAAGUAAAGGACGUAGCAACCGAAACUAGCAACAAAUGCCCAACAAGACACUAGAGACACGGUUUUCAUUUUAUCGUCAAGUGGGAACCGAAACUGAAAACCCCAACCUCAUGAGUCUUCUCUUUGCGGGCGCAAGCUUUUGAAUAGACUCACGACUAGGUAGCCAAAAGGCAUUACCUGUCAGUUUGAUGGAUUACUUUCAUCUUUGAAGACAAUCCCAUUUUUCCCAACCGCAAUGAAACGAUUGAAGAAUAAUGAAAACCAGGCACUGUACAACGGUUGUUGGUUAGCAUAUUUCUUCUAUAAAUUACCGGUAGAGGGCAAAAGGUGUAAAAUCUGAUCGACCGAUCAUUUGUUCACCCUUCAUAAUUGGUGUCAUGGCUGCCUUGAAAUAUCGAAACUGGGGAAGCAUAUGUACUCGAUAUUUUCGUGGAAAGCCAAGAGAUAGCUCCACGUUGAUAUCUGCUGACUGUUGCUACCAAAGACGAGUGAUUGGAAUGUCAACUGAAUGGCACCAAUGCCGAAUAGGUUACCUGUAUUUUUUAGCGUGAUGCAUGCAGCACCUCCCGUACAUUUGAACUCGGGAGUCGGGAACCACCAAAGGAAGUCUUAUUGCAUCAAGGAUGCUGUAAGUAAAUUAACAUGAGCUCAGGUCUCUUAAUUUGUUGACUUUGUUUCAAACAUGAUGCUCACUUGCAACUACUUAAGUUUUGGACUUUUGAUUUGGCCUAGCGGAGGAACUAAAAACAAGAUGCUGAGUUAGUGGUGAAACGAUAAAGUACUUGAAACAAAACAAAGUAACUGAGAGAACUUGGAUUUUUAUAUUGCAUUGAAGAAGAAAUUCUACACUAGGUGAGAAAAAGAGGGGUAGCUUAAUCAAAUUUGUUAUUUUGUGUGGCCAGUUUAAGUUCAUUUUUAGCGUUACCCCUAAUUCAGUCACAAUACUUUGUUGGCUGUUCACAAAUGGUACAACCAUAUCACAAUGCAAUGUUAUCCCUCCAUCUCAGGAUAGUGAGCAGUUAAUAGACCAAUAUAACAUCCCAGUAUUGCAAUGGUUUCCUGACAAGUAGUCAAUGUCUAAUGGAAGAGAAAAAUGCUUAUCAGAGCGUUAGAAUUUUCAACCAAUAACUGCACGAAUCUAUACCAAAUUCAAUAUCGGUAUUAUCAUUCUUAUAACUAUAAAAAUGUUGUUUUACUUUCUUUCCUAUUUUCUUUCCCUCAAGAACUUACCUAGUCAUCUGUUCGAUACACCCAAAAACCUUUUCGUCGACAAUUAUUGCAUUUUGAGAAAAAGUAUAAGUUGGUAACUUCUCUAACUUGACAUAACUGUGGUCGUCGACCGCUUGUGAAACGGAAUGUAAUUGUAAUGUGUGAUUCAUGGCUCAAUGGUAGAGCAUCGGAGCUGUACGAUGAAGGUAUAGGGUUCGAUUCCCAAAAGAGUCACGUUACAUUCCAAUGUAAAAAUAAUUAUCAUCACGAAAAUAAAACGUUGAUAUUGUAAAUGUCUUCAACUAUAAUUCUGGUUUAUAGGUUUCAAAAUCUCUAACAGUAAAGUUAGAGUGCCUCCAUCAAAGAUCUGUAAAGUCCAAUUCCACAAAGGUGCUAUUGGUUGCACAUAUUAGAAAAUUUGAUCUCAGAUGAAGAACUUGUAGUUGAACACUUUAUGGUGAUUAAUACUACUCAAUUUGUUGUUUGUUAAUUAAAAAUAAUUAUAGCAUUUACAUUACAAUUUUUAACAUGUAA